Diplodia corticola is the source of this 1197-nucleotide messenger RNA. Its product is annotated as zinc finger c2h2-type protein. The transcript has 4 exons. The coding region runs from base 1 to 1197 and encodes 398 amino acids. Lineage: Eukaryota; Fungi; Ascomycota; Dothideomycetes; Botryosphaeriales; Botryosphaeriaceae. The record is from RefSeq and is a predicted model, not a curated record.
AUGUCGGAGUUCAGUCUUCCGCAGGAAACAGGGAAGGCCCUGGAGAGGGGGAAGCUUAGCACUUCUUCCCCCUCCACAGUCUUCCCGGCUAACUCUUCAGGCUGGCACUACGGUUCUUCUCGCAGCCGUAUUGUACCGAAAGAGAAGGAUACUGUGCGCAAAUUUGCGUGUCCAUACCACAAACGGUAUCCUGGCCAGCAUCUCCCUUCCACGUCGUGUGUAUCUCCUGGCUUCCCCAACAUCUUCCGGGUGAAGGAACAUCUCUACCGGAAGCACAAGGCUUCAAAUACGAGAUGCUCGAGAUGCCAGGAGAUCUUUGGCUCAGAAGAGGCUCUCGAGCAUCAUCAAAGAGCUCGCGAUGUUUGCGCAAUCCAACAAGCACCAGAGCCAUCGGGAUUCACCAAGGAGCAGGAGAAACAGCUUCGAAGUCGAAAAGGAUCGAAACGUAGGACCGAGGAGCAGAAGUGGAUGGAUGUAUAUCGCAUUCUCUUCCCCCAAGACAACAACGAGCCCAACCCCUACGUUGAUGGACAGCAGCCUUCAGACUUCCACCGCUUCAAAGAGUACAGUCGCGGGGUGUUCCCUGAGGUCUUGUCACGCAAACUUGCAUCUUCCGAAUGUUCGCUGGACUUAGUUAUGGAAUGCCAAGAGGAGGUGUUUCAGCUGUUUCAGGAGGACAACGAUGCCGACUUUGAGGCACCCACACCUGACAGCACUACUGUAGCCGAGAGCGGAGCGAGGUCAAAGCCUCCAUUCUAUCAUUCCGCUGAUAACAACUUCAUGCCAAUGGGCCUCGACCAACAGACAAAGGUCCCCGGAAUCGAAACUGCCUACCCAACAUGGAUCAGCAACGGCGGCAUGAACCCAACUAGCAUGAACAACACCGGAUGGAACAACGCCGGAUGGAACAAUCCAGCCGUGGUGCAACCUUCGUCCUUUACGGGCGGUGCAAAUUUCGAUUUCAUGGGAAACUAUCCGCCCUUGGGUGAAUUGGGCCUCAGUUCUGAUUUCUACGACUUCUCGAAUGGGGCAAAUAUCGAUUCCGGUUGCAAUCACUAUGACCAGCGGCCGCAGCAGGCUGAACCCCACACGAAACCUACAGGAAAAGAGCAUCUCUCUACUCGUCAUACAGAGGAUUGGAAUCCUUCUCAAUCCAAACCCCCCCACGCUAACAAGUUGCUACGAGAGAGAAAAUAA